Papaver somniferum (opium poppy) is the source of this 604-nucleotide messenger RNA. RefSeq lists its product as uncharacterized. The record is from RefSeq and is a predicted model, not a curated record. The transcript is spliced from 4 exons. NCBI's taxonomy places the organism in Eukaryota, Viridiplantae, Streptophyta, Magnoliopsida, Ranunculales, Papaveraceae. Bases 67 to 462 code for a protein of 131 amino acids.
UCUGAUUAUCACAUCAAAAUAUCUUAAACAUAUUUUACCGAGAAGAAGAGUGCUAGAAAUUUCAGAAUGGAGAGAAAUUUCCGAAUGGUUUUCUCCACAGUAGUUUCCGUUCUCAUGAUGAUCAUAAUAUCGACUACUGCCGAUGGACGAAAACCUGUGCUGGAUGAAUAUCCUAUACGAGUAAAGAUUUCACAGUGUGUAAUUAAAGAACUAGAUAUCUCAAAUGGCGAUUUUAAAUUAACAGCACCAGAACUUAAAGCUUUGAAAUAUAUUGUACAUGAAGAGUUAGUCAAAGAACCACUAGAUAAACAAAAGGUGAAAGUCAAAGUUUUUGGAAGAAUGAAAAAAUUAGUACAGGAAGACGCAGAACUCGAAGGUCUCCCUAACGAAGAAGUUGAUAAAAUAAUUACGGUUGUUAAACGCAGGGCCGAAUAUUGCCGGGAGAAGGGGUUCGGUGAUUAGGGAGUUUGGUUUUACUUGUUUUUCUAUGUGUUGAUUAAUGCGGUGCAUUUUGCUUGGUUCUUCGCCUGGUUGUAGGUUUUCAGUGUGCAUCUUGUGAUGGGGUUGGAAUGCGCAGUUUAUGUACUCCUAAAUUAAUAAUCAU